Messenger RNA from Aspergillus sclerotioniger CBS 115572, 1236 nucleotides. RefSeq names its product AIM24 family protein. Bases 1 to 1236 code for a protein of 411 amino acids. Gene Ontology annotation, cellular component: mitochondrial inner membrane. Gene Ontology annotation, biological process: inner mitochondrial membrane organization. NCBI's taxonomy places the organism in Eukaryota, Fungi, Ascomycota, Eurotiomycetes, Eurotiales, Aspergillaceae. The transcript is spliced from 7 exons. The record is from RefSeq and is a predicted model, not a curated record.
AUGGCAUCCGCUCAACCCUGGAGGAGCGCCGCGAGGACUCUGUCAUGGACUCGAGUCCUCCCGCCGCGGGUGCGACAAGGGGCAUCGCUGCGCCGCGGAUGGCAGACCAGAUGCGUCCAGAUUCGCGCUGCGCCAGCGGAGGAGCCAGCAACGGUCAACGGCGACCAUCUCCCUAUCUCCAGCACCCCUAGCUCCGCCGAAUCAGCCGAUGCACGAUUCGAUGUCAUUGGUGCGCCAUACUCCCUCCUAUCAGUUUCGCUUUCCGCCUCACAGAAUCUCUACACCCGACGGGGUACCUUGGUUGGACUGAGUGGGAAAGCGGACAAUGUGGUUUCUACCCUGAGCGUUCUAGAACCCUUCCGACGGGCUGUUGUCGGCGUACCAUUUCUCUACCAGAAGGUGUCUUCGGCAAGUCCGGUGACAGCCUUGGUCUCCGUGCGCUCUCCUAAUACGUCCUUUGCGGUCGUUCACCUGAAUGGCUCUGUGGAUUGGAUGGUGGCCCAGAGGCGGGCAUUGCUUGCAUGGACUGGUCGCUCGCUCUCUAUCCGCCCGACUAUCAACACAAGCUUGAGUCUUGCCCACUGGGGUAGCUCUGAGGUCACAGGUCGAGGACUGUUGGCAUUGGUCGGCAAUGGUCAACUAUAUUCCGUUGAGCUCAAGGCUGGAGAGCAAUAUGUUGUUCAUCCAAGCAAUGUCGUCGCCUACACCGUAUCCUCUAACCCCCCACGUCCUUACCGCUUCAAGUCUACGACCUUGAGGUUCCAGGUUCCAGGCCUUAAGAGCCUUCCGGCCUUCAUUCAGGGCUCCAAAUUCAUCCAGGACAUGUCGGAAUCGAACACAUGGAAAACGACCAUGAAGAUCGUCCACAGGCUCCGUACGUGGUCUCGGAUGACCAUCUGGGGAGAUCGGUUAUUCCUUCAAUUCGAUGGACCCUCGACCAUUCUUCUACAGACCCGUGGUCCUCGUAUCAACGAGGUAUUGACCACUCAAGAAGUUAACGAACUUGCCAGCGCGCCCAGAGGCUUGACCAUUGGCCCGGCAAAGCCUACUGAGGAAAAUCGUCAAACAACAGCAGAAGACGAGUAUAGGAAAGCUGCCGAGGAGUCCGUCAAUGCUGGACCAGGACCAUCAAGGACAGUGGAAGCCUUGACCAAUGAGGUCAAGGGUACGUCUCAAAGCGUUGCCACCAUGACCAAGGAUGGCAAGGUGAUCUUCGAGAAGCCGGGGCAGAAUUGA